ACUGGCAAAGAGCACGCCGCAGUGAAGUACGAUGCUUUCUUCGAAACAUCACUUCUUUCGUAUAAAUUUCAUAUUGCCGUUGGCUCUAUGUCUUGGGAGUCGGUAUUGUGGAUUGUCCGAUGCGAAUGAAACCCAAGUGAUGUCCACCGCUGCCGCGAUUAAAACAUCAUUAACUAUGGAAAUUAAACCUUCUAUGAGAAUGGCCGGAUUUCGUGAGAACUAUGCCACUAAAACAUUAGCAGCAAGCUUGGAAAUCAAGACAAUUUAUUCCAAAUCCAAAGUGUUUACAGUGCGAGAAACAAAUAUUCCAGAACAAUCAAGUUUUUCAGCUGAGGCCGUAAUUCGACAGUCACGGGCAACAAAACGCAGUUCGACUUUUCUUUACAGCGAUGCAUUGACUUCCACAUCGCGAGUCAAUUCAGGCUCACCUCACGCUAAUACCUCAACAUAUUUCUUCCCGGAACUUCCAUCCUCUGUCGUUUCUUUUUCUCCGAAUCGGACGAAUCAUUUUGAGUUGAAUUCGACUGCCGCCCCAACUCACAAUUAUGAUGAAAAUGGAGACUGCUCCUCAGGACAAACGGUGGAGAAAUCAUGCGACACUUAUGUAACUAGAUGGGUCGAUUUUUACGUGAAUGUAAGUAUUUCUAAAUGUUUCAGAACUAAAAUGCUUUGAAUUAUUUGUGAUAAAUUUAAUCACCCUCGUCUUUUAAUAUGUUUUCACUGACAUGCUUAGGAUGAAGCAGAAACAUGCCGAAGACAUAGAAUUCAAAUAGAAUUAAAAAUAUCAUGGGUUUUAGUAGAAAAAUUAUUAAUUGCACAGCGAUUAUUAUCACAGGGUUUAUAAAUAGUGUUUUCGCAUGAUAAAAACGACCUGUGUACAUUUAAAAAGGCACUCCACUGAGCCAUGAUGUCAACAACGACACGAAAAUUCAAAGAAAAACUGAAUAUUAAGCGCGCAACCGAGUAACCAACAACGUUAAAAGAAUCAAAACGGAUCGAAUUAUUUCAACGGUUAGCCAGGCCAGUACAGAUCUUACGGAAAAUUAGAAAUCAUGCUUUUAUUUGAAUGCAUAAUACGUCCGUGACACUACUAACUAUUACGUGCGUGGGCAGGCGGCUCGAUCAAAAGUCAACUUGUGUAGAAAUACAAAAAUAAUGAGCUAAACUAUGAAAUAGAAAAAGCAAUAACAACAAUCAAACAACCAUUGUGGAAAAACCUACAAGAUGAAGAAUGCUAAUACUAAAAUUUAAUGGCAGACCGAAACAAAAAUAAUCAGUAAAGUGCUAAACGACCAUGCUUCAAACACCUGCCUCUCCGGCAGCUUACAAGGUGCAAUAAUAAUCCUUAAUAGACGUUGGACGUUUAUUCUAUGAACUCGAGGGGGAAAAAGUACAAUGGUUUUCGAGGCUAUUAAAGGAAAUUGCCCUUAGUUCUUAAAUAUUUCACUUAUCAGGAACAAAUUUGAUUGGAUAUCAUCGAUUCCCAGUUAUCUUACCAUGCUUUUUCCGAUAGAUAAAGUGUACCGAUUUCUAAGUGACCAUGGUGACAGACCAACGUUUUUUUGCAUUUUUAUAUUGUUACAGGUCUGCAUACAUUAUUUAAAACGUGCGCAUAUCAAACACGCUAUCAAAAGUCCAUUACUGUAAUUACAACACAGAAUUUCAAGAUUUAAACUUAAAUCAUUAUUAUUCACUCGUGAUGAUUUUAAAAGCAAAGAUCAUUAGAAUUGAAUUAAUUCAUAAAAAACACCCCAAGGCAAAGAAAUUAUUUAUGAAGAAUCCCCAUUGUGAAGUCGAUAUGAUCAUUCUAUAGUAUCCAAUGAGCCUUAGGAAAAGAUAUGAUUGCUUUGCUCAGUUACCAAACUGAUUAUCGGAGCAACUAAAGUUACUUCCAGUUUUUUGUUUAAUUAUGCGGUGGUCAUUUCUUAAAUUAAACCUUCAAUAAUUGUCAUUACCUUACCUUGACAAAUCAGAGUAUUCACCUCUCGAUAAUCAUUUAAGCUAUUAUACUAAACAAGCGAUAGUGCCCUUCUUUGUAGAGAAUGGAAUAUUUCGUUCCAUUUAAUGAUUUAACGACCGCCAUGCUGUUUUACUCUCUUCGUGGGGUGUGUGGGGAGGGGGGGGGGUGGGGCUGGCGUAUCUUAGCGAUCAAUUUCGUUAGAAAUUUUAAGUCCAGAGUAAACAUCCUAAAUGAAGUAAACUAUUAUCAAAUCUCUCAGAUAUUAUUGAAAAUGACGAUGGAAAAUAUUAUACUAAAACGCUAUCUUCAACGGAGCUUUUUUUCAAUAGUUCACUUUACUAAUUUGUGCUCUGUUAUCAUAUAAUAAAUUUCAGUGUGAUAGUUGAUUGGAAAAUCUUAGAUUUGAGUUUAUGACACUUUGAGGACGUUAGGAUCGUUCUCUCCCCACCCCCCUUAGGAAAGCAAGUCACCUCUUUUCACUCCAUGAUAUCCUGAAAAGUAAUUUAUUCUAGCGCUGUUAUUAUUGAGAUAUGCUAGUAAAGGUGCAACUUUUUGUCUUAAUUCAUAGAUUGGGGGAUGGAUAAUGCUGGCAGUUGUUCUUGUCGGAAUUACGGUGCUGGUUUCAACUCAUUUUCAAGCCAGGAAGAAAACAAAAGAGUUGAAGAGAUUACCUCAAUUAAUGUACAAAGAAAUACGUCGCAACCGAGGUCGCUGGGUAUAGAAAGAGCGACGAAAUAUUCAUCUGUAAAACAUCAUGUGAUGUUCAUGUGAUGUCCGAGUCAGAAUACCACUCCUGUUCUGGCUUUCCUUAUACAGUCUUCGUCAAGGCAUGAACGAAAUAUCGAUGAUUAAUAUUAUAUGCUAGACAGAACUUUAAUAUUACCUUGUCUACCUCUUGCGUUAAACUUCGGACCUCGUUCAGGAGACAAAAACUACAUUACAAAUAAACUAUAGUCUGCGCUUUAAUUUAUGAUUUAGUAACGAGACUGACGAAAGCGGUGGACCAGUAUUCUACCGACUACCGUUAGCUCUUGCAAUGCAACAGCAGCUUUGGUCAGAGUAAGAAAUGGCGCUUAUGCAAUCUGCCGACAUGCAAAAUACUUUAAAAAUAUCGUAGG
Pocillopora meandrina is the source of this 3078-nucleotide messenger RNA. The record is from the annotation of a GenBank genome assembly. Lineage: Eukaryota; Metazoa; Cnidaria; Anthozoa; Scleractinia; Pocilloporidae.